Messenger RNA from Chionomys nivalis (European snow vole), 4913 nucleotides. It is a transcript of the gene Bckdk, whose product is annotated as branched chain keto acid dehydrogenase kinase. The record is from RefSeq and is a predicted model, not a curated record. The transcript has 12 exons. Gene Ontology annotation, molecular function: pyruvate dehydrogenase (acetyl-transferring) kinase activity. NCBI's taxonomy places the organism in Eukaryota, Metazoa, Chordata, Mammalia, Rodentia, Cricetidae. Gene Ontology annotation, biological process: regulation of glucose metabolic process; protein phosphorylation. The coding region runs from base 283 to 1521 and encodes 412 amino acids. Gene Ontology annotation, cellular component: mitochondrion.
CACACAGCCCGCGCGAUGUUACAACGGAGGAGGGCGCAGGCGAGCUCGGCUAGCCGGGCGGGUCGACUGCUGCAGCGGUUCCGCUCGGACCCCGGCCCAGCGUCUGGCCUCGCGAUGGAAGCUGUUGUGCCGGCGCUGAGCAAGUCAGCAUCCUCGAAGGACCGACAUUCCUGAAAUCCGAGAAAAGCCCUACACACUCUUUGCUUCGCUUUGGGGGGUCACUGCUGCCUGUCGGGUCCUCAGCCCUGUAGUGGCAGCCUAGUUCAACAAAGAAACAGGACAAUGAUACUGACAUUUGUGCUGGGCAGCGGCCCUUGGAGAGGGCCUUCACUCCGGCCCCUCUUGGGGUCCUCACUGUCACUCAGGACUCGCUCAACAUCAGCCACCGAUACACACCAUGUAGAGCUGGCCAGGGAACGCUCCAAGACUGUCACCUCCUUUUACAACCAGUCAGCCAUUGACGUGGCAGCAGAGAAGCCCUCAGUCCGCCUCACUCCCACCAUGAUGCUCUAUUCUGGCCGCUCACAGGACGGCAGCCACCUUCUGAAAAGUGGCCGCUACUUGCAGCAAGAGUUACCAGUGAGGAUUGCUCACCGCAUCAAGGGCUUCCGUAGCCUUCCUUUCAUCAUUGGUUGCAAUCCCACCAUACUGCACGUGCAUGAGCUAUAUAUCCGGGCCUUCCAGAAGCUGACAGACUUCCCUCCGAUCAAGGACCAGGCAGAUGAGGCCCGGUACUGCCAGCUGGUGCGACAGCUGCUAGAUGACCACAAGGAUGUGGUCACCCUGUUAGCCGAGGGGCUUCGCGAGAGCCGGAAACACAUAGAGGAUGAAAAGCUGGUCCGGUACUUCCUGGACAAGACUCUGACUUCGAGACUUGGGAUCCGCAUGCUGGCUACCCAUCACCUGGCACUGCAUGAAGACAAGCCUGAUUUUGUUGGCAUUAUCUGUACUCGUCUGUCACCAAAGAAGAUUAUCGAAAAAUGGGUGGAUUUUGCCAGACGCCUGUGUGAGCACAAGUAUGGCAAUGCCCCUCGAGUCCGCAUCAAUGGACAUGUGGCUGCCCGCUUUCCCUUCAUACCCAUGCCGCUGGAUUAUAUCCUGCCUGAGCUGCUCAAGAAUGCCAUGAGAGCCACAAUGGAGAGUCACUUAGAUACUCCGUACAAUGUUCCUGAUGUGGUCAUCACCAUCGCCAAUAAUGAUAUUGAUCUCAUCAUCAGGAUUUCAGACCGGGGUGGAGGAAUUGCUCACAAAGACCUAGAUCGAGUCAUGGACUACCACUUCACCACAGCCGAGGCCAGCACCCAGGACCCCCGAAUCAGCCCCCUCUUCGGCCACCUGGAUAUGCACAGUGGCGGCCAGUCAGGACCUAUGCAUGGCUUUGGCUUCGGGCUGCCCACGUCCAGGGCCUAUGCGGAAUAUCUCGGUGGCUCCCUGCAGCUGCAGUCUCUGCAGGGCAUUGGCACAGAUGUCUACCUGCGGCUCCGCCACAUUGAUGGCCGGGAGGAAAGCUUCAGAAUCUGACUGCGGAUUUUGGCCUCCCAGCCUGCCACACUCCUAGGACCUUCUGGGCCUGGUGGGGCCACUAAGCGCCACACACUGCUGCUCUGUGGAACUUAGGGCCUCAGACAGGUGGACUUACACGGAGCUGGGUACCACUCCUCCUCAGCGGGGCCCACCGCUUCCUACCUCCACAUCUUGGAGGGGAGGAAGCAGGAACCCUGGAGGCCUCUAAUACCAGCUCUGCUGUUCUCACUCUUGAGGAAUCCUUAUUUGACCUGCUGUUUAUUAAAGUUUGCAUUUUGAAUGCCCUCAUGGGCCCCAAAUGUUAGGAGGGCAGGUGAGCUUUUGUUUCCGACCCUUUUGGGUUCCCUAGGCCCUGGGAAUUAACCUGGUCAUGUCCCAGCCUCUUGGUAGCCUGGCACCCCGGCAGGAGGACGACUGGCCCCAAGGAUCCUGCCUGUUUGAUUUGGCAGGAGUGGGGGUGACUUUGGCAGCUUCUGCUCAUUGGACAAACCUUUCUGGGUCCCAGACGAUAUUAGAGGCCCAAAUGGAACUUUUCCCUUCCUGGCAGUCACGGAGUCUAGAGGUGAAGGUCACUAGACUGGGCAACCUUUUAAGCCACCUGAUUCCUGAGCUUGAGGUUAAAAAUACUACCUGCCAACCAUGUCUGCUGUGUCUGCAAAAAGAAAUGCCUAAGGUUAUGCGGAGACCACCUCACCCAGAUCAAGGAAAGUCCUCUUGGGAGGACUGAGGACCUGGGCAGAAAGCACGCGAGCAGAACCGCGUGGAGUGGAACUUCAAAUGGAAUUUCAGUAGAAGCCACCUUCCUCUCCUUGUUUAGGACCUGAGAGCUUGCCUGGUGGGACUGCAUAGAAGAAUCAGAUCUUUUUGUUUGCUGGGGUUUUUUGUUGUUUGGUUUUGAGUCAGGGUUUCCUAUAGCCCAAGCUGGCUUUGCAGUUGCUACUAGUCAAGGGUGACCCUGAACCUCUGAUCUUCACCAAGGAAAUAGUCAUCUAAUAUCGCACCUAUUUUUAUGCUGUGCUGGGAACAGAACGCAGAGCUUCUUGCAUACUAGACAAACACUCUUCCAAGUGAGUCACAUCCCCAUGCCCAGACUUUUCUUCUUUGAGACUGCUUCUCUGUAGCUGGCUUCAAACUUGACUUCCAGACCAGGCUGGCCUUGAACUUGCUGCAGUCUCUCCCACCUCUGCCUCCUAAGUGCUGGGACAGAUCCAUCUCUCUCUUUUUUUUUUCCUAAAGAUUUAUUUAUUAUGUAUACAGUGUUCGGCCUGCGGGCCAGAAGAGGACACCAGAUCUCAUUAUAGAUGGCUGUGAGCCAUCACGUGGUCACUGGGAAUUGAACCCAGGACCUUUGGAAGAGCGCCAAUGCUCUUAACUUCCGAGCCAUCUCUCCAUCCUCAGACCCACCUCUCGAGCUCAUCUCUGAUUCCUGACAGUUCUCUUCCUGAGGGUGGUUGUGGGUCAGUACCAUCUCCUACCUCCUGGGUCAAACUGUUGGGUUGAGGGGAAACAGGAAAUUGUAUUUGGGGGCUAACUGGCAGGAAGCUACAAUGCCUUGCUACACUGAAGAUUCUGCUGGCUGCCAGAGGUAGGCAGCAGCCAAUGUGCAGUGCUUGGAGCAUGGGCCUUACCCUGAGGCAGUACGGCUCCAAGGAUGGGUUUUAAGACGAGAAGGGAUGAUUCAGGUUGGAUUCUUUUUAUUUUUAAAGAUUUAGUGUGCCGGGUGGUAGUGGCACAUGCCUUUAAUCCCAGCACUAGGGAGGCAGAGGCAGAGGCAGGCGGAUCUCUGUGAGUUCGAGGCCAACCUGGUCUAAAAGAGCUAGUUCCAGGCAGGCACCAAAAGUUACAGAGAAGCCCUGUCAAAAAAAAAAAAGAUUUAUUUAUUUUAUUAUGUAUACACCGUUAUGUCUGCAUGUUUGUCUGCACGCCAGAAGAGGGCAUCAGAUCUCAUUGUAGAUGGCUGUGUGCCACUAUGUGGUUGCUAGGAAUUGAACUCAGGAUUUCUGGAAGAGCUAUCGAUUCUCUUAACCUCUGAGACAUCUCUCCAGCCCAGGUUGGAUUCUUUAGGAGCUGAUCCUGAGGAAGAUUUGUGUCUAAAUAAUUAGUUAAAGUGGUCCCAGGGCUGAAGAACUAUAAUGUCCUCAGUUCCAUCCUGUGUGUGUGUGUGUGUGUGUGUAUGUGUGGAGGGGGGGCAACUUCCAAAAGCAAGUAGGGGAAGCAAGUGAUCUUAAUACAAAGUCCAGAGCUGGUCCACUGUUCUUCAGAGCAGACCCGAGAGAGUUAAGCUCCAUGGUAACCGAUUCCCUCACUUGACAAUCCCUGUUCUGGUAUGUGGAGAUGAGGAAGUAUCUAAAUUCCUAGACUCUUAGCCGAAGGUGGUGGUCCACACCUUUAAUCCUAGUACUCAGGAAGCAGAGGCAGGCAGAUCUCUGUGAGUUUGAGACCAGCCUGGUCUACAGAGUGAGUUCCAGGACAGCCAUACCUGUUACACAGAGAAACCAUGUCUCCAAAAAACAAAAACAAGCUGGGUGGUGGUGGCGCAUGCCUUUAAUCCCAGCAUUCAGGAGGCAGAGGCACGCAAAUCUCUGAGUUCGAGGCCAGCCUGGUCUACAGAGUGAGUUCCAGGACAGCUAGGGCUACACAGAGAAACCCUGUCUCGAAAUAAAAAAAUAAAUAAAAUUAAAAAAAAAAAACAAGAAAACAAGACUCGUUCACCUAUUCAGGCAGAAUCACACCUGUGGUCCUGGCACCUGGGGUACUUAAAGAAGGAUCCUGAUUUCAAAGCCAAGUCUACUUGGCAGAGCCCUGUCUCAACAAAUCCUUUAGGCAGUUGUCAAUUAUGUUCUAGUCUUUGAAAGUAUAUAGACAUGAUACAUACAGAGAAAUAACAGAUCUCAACAGCAGGAACAAAAAAGGGUCUGGGCCCAGGGAGAUGGCUCAGCAGGUAAAAGCACUUGCUGCUGAGUGUGCCCGCAGAACUCAUGGCAGAAGGUGAGCUGAGUCCUGAAACGUCCUCUCACCUGCCUGCAGGUGCGUCCGUGCUCAUACACCUGAUGGUAAGGGGUGGCCCAAGUGCAGUCCCCACACAGUUCUAGGAUUUGCAUGUUAGCAUCACGGCGGACACUGGCAUGAAGGCAGCAUGGGGUGUGAGUGUGCUCGGAUCUGAUCGGUGGAUUACUGUGCAUAGGCUAAUCCUUACUUAGGACAUCGUCGGGAACUCAAGAUGUCAGGUGAAGUAUUACAUGAGGUAACAGAAACCUGGGCAAAUGCAACAGCAAUCCUGAAAAGGGUUGUAUAGUUGUUUUGGUUUUUUUUCCUCUUUGGGGGCUUGCUAUCCAGAUCCCAAAUAAACACAUGGAAUCUUAUUCUUAUGAAUGACUGGCCUUGGCUUG